UACAGGUACUCUCUUUACUUCUUCGCCUACGGCUGGUUCUUUUGUAAAAUGACAAUCCAUGAACAUUGAACGAUAACAAAGCCACUAGCAUGACAAUGUUUUCCACUGAGUUUAUCUCUCGUAGUUACAGCUUUCCCUUUACUAGCAAACAUUUUAAACUCUCUUUACAUUCGCUUCAAAGCAAUGUAGUUAGCUGCAUAAACCCUACUCGUAAUGACACUAACAGUAAUCUUGGAAACCCACCAAAAUUAAGGAGGGUUUUACCUGAAACAAAACCAACCCAUGGUUUAUCUUAUGAUUUCAAAGAAACCCAUUUGAUGAAACUGCUUAAUAGGUCUUGUAAAGCAGGCAAGUGUAAUGAGUCGCUCUACUUUCUUGAAUGUAUGGUUGCAAAAGGUUAUCAGCCUGAUGUUAUUAUGUGUACUAAGCUCAUUAAAGGGUUUUUUAAUUCAAGAAAUAUAGAGAAGGCUACUAGGGUGAUGGAGAUUCUGGAGAAGCAUGGUGAACCUGAUGUUUUUGCUUAUAAUGCAGUGAUCAGUGGGUUUUGUAAGGCUAAUCGGAUUGAAAGUGCAAAAAAAGUGCUUGAUAGGAUGAAAAGAAAGGGAUUUUCGCAGGAUGUUGUUACUUACAAUAUAAUGAUUGGGACUUUUUGUAGCAAGGGAAAGAUUGAUUUGGCUUUGAAGGUUUUUGAAGAGUUGUUGAAAGAUAACAAUUGUAAGCCAUCUCUUAUUACCUACACGAUUUUGAUAGAGGCACACAUUCUCGAAGGUGGGAUUGAUGAAGGUUUGAAGCUUUUGGAUGAGAUGUUGUCAAAAGGGCUUGAACCAGAUACAUUUACGUAUAAUGUAAUUGUUAGGGGGUUGGGCAAAGAGGGGAAGGUUAAUCACGCUUUUGAGCUUGUUAGGACCUUGAAUUCUAGGGGUUGUAAACCAGAUGUGAUUACAUAUAAUAUAUUGUUACGAGCGUUGUUGGAUCAAGGGAAAUGGUAUGAAGGGGAGAAACUGAUGAAUGAGAUGUUUUCAAGAGGUUGCGAGCCUAAUGUGGUUACAUAUAGCAUUUUGAUUGGCUCACUGUGUCAUGAUGGGAAAAUUGAGGAAUCGGUGAACUUAGUGAAGGUUAUGAAGGAAAAGGGUUUGACUCCGGAUGCUUACUGUUAUGAUCCAUUGAUUGCUGCUUUUUGUAGAGAGGGAAAACUGGAUAUGGCAAUCAAGUUUUUGGAUUACAUGAUCUCUGAUGGUUUUUUGCCAGAUAUAGUCAACUACAAUACAAUAAUGGCCGCUCUUUGUAAGAAUGGAAAUAGUGAUCAUGCUGUGGAAAUAUUUGGAAAGCUAGAGGAAGUGGGUUGUCCUCCAAAUGUCAGUUCUUAUAACACAAUGUUAAGUGCACUGUGGGGUUCUGGAGACAGAUACAGAGCCUUAGGAAUGAUAUCGCAGAUGCUUAGCAAAGGAAUUGAUCCAGAUGGAAUUACUUAUAAUUCACUUAUUUCAUGUUUGUGCAGAGAUGGAAUGGUGGAUGAAGCUAUUGGGCUAUUGGCAGACAUGCUAAGUGGUAGGUUCCAGCCAAACAUAGUCAGCUAUAAUAUCGUUCUUCUUGGUUUAUGCAAAGUACAUAGAAUUGAUGAUGCUAUUGAAGUGCUGACAGCAAUGAUUGAAAAUGGUUGCCAGCCAAAUGAAACUACUUAUACGCUGUUGAUUGAAGGUAUUGGUUUCUCGGGAUCAAGAGCUCAAGCUAUGGAGUUGGCUUAUUCUCUUUAUAGUAUGAACGCUAUUUCUGAAGAUUCAUACAAACGUUUGAACAAGGUCUUCCCUUUGCUUGAUGUUUACAAAGACCUCACUGUCUUUGGACACUAAGAACUAGUUUUUGCUGUUCUUGGAUGUCUAAUGACCAUAUCAGAUGCUCUGAUCUGGGCUGUCUGUUCUUUGUAUGGCCUUAAAACUUACAAGAAACAAAAUGCAGCAAGGAAUUAUCUUCCCGAGACUCCUGAUAUGUAGUAUAUUUCAUGGCAUUUCGAGUAAAAAGCAUUUCACUCGGUUGUUGAGAGCAUAACAUCAGAGCCCGCAAUCAAAGAAGCAACCUAUCAGGCACAAUCUAAGAGCUCGAACCUUGAGGUGAUUUUCUAUGUCCUUUGGACUAACCUGCCACAUUCUUUCUUUAAUGUCAGUACUAUGGAGAGGAGAUUCAUGUCUUGAGUCUUGAGGAAAGAGUACAAGAGAGCAACAUCACAGUUCUGUAAAUAGCAAUAUGUGCAGACCCAUCUUUCUGUACUAACUGGGGAUUUUUACAGAAUGAGAUGGUAACAAGCUUUUGCGUUUGAGCUUCGAACAUGUGCCCAAGUCUUCUUUCAUUCGGUUGUUUCUCUUUUGGCGAGGAAUACCGGAAUUUUCUUAUUAUCUUAUCAGGAUGAAA
Populus euphratica (Euphrates poplar) is the source of this 2406-nucleotide messenger RNA. RefSeq names its product pentatricopeptide repeat-containing protein At3g04760, chloroplastic-like. The record is from RefSeq and is a predicted model, not a curated record. The transcript has a single exon. Gene Ontology annotation, molecular function: protein binding; mRNA binding. Lineage: Eukaryota; Viridiplantae; Streptophyta; Magnoliopsida; Malpighiales; Salicaceae. The coding region runs from base 90 to 1850 and encodes 586 amino acids.